Molecule: messenger RNA, 828 nt
Organism: Pocillopora damicornis (cauliflower coral)
Lineage: Eukaryota; Metazoa; Cnidaria; Anthozoa; Scleractinia; Pocilloporidae
Source: RefSeq, a predicted model, not a curated record
UAUUUAUUGAUUUCCGUCAAUUAUUGCUUUUACAGCGUUUCUCGUUGGAAGCCAUGAGGCACUCCCUAACGUUGACCGAUGUACUUUCAUGGAGUACUUUUGCGCUGCUCGAAAAUGCACCACGUUUUUCUAUAAAGGACUCCAAAAGGACCCCAGAGGAGACUGUUUUACUAAGUUCAACCAAAUGAAAGACUGUGUGGUGAAGGUGUUGAAGUAUUGUGCUGACUCACUGACACACAGCACCAUCAGAAGAAUUGUAGACCAGAAUUUUCGCAGCACAGAAUGCUCUGAAGGCCCCGCUCUAAUACCGUCUUCAUCAGCGGCAUCAUUGCCUUGUUCCAGCUCUUUCGUCACUAAAGCGAACGCCUGUGGGAGAACCUUCCGGCAAAUAUUUGUCGUGGACAAAUCGAAUUCCUCUCUUUGCGCGGAAGAAGCCGAGCGGAAAAAGUGUGUGAAGAAUUUGGUAGAUUCUGACUGCACCUUUUCCUCUGCUGACCAGGAAGUGUUGGACUUGGGCUUUGCUGACUACAAUCCUUUCUGCGCAAACAAUAGGGACCCUGGGGCGACCGGAAAUGAUCAGUGCUAUGGCGUGGAAGAGAUCAAUGGACACGCUGGCAUUAAUCCAACCGUUGGCUUUAAUACAGCCGCUAGCAUUAAACCUUGUGUAAUGCAGGCGCUUUUGUUAGUUUUCAUGUCCAUUUGUUCCUUUUUCGUCUUUUAAAGGGGUUUCCCUCUUCAUCAUUUUAUUCCAGUUUGUUAACAUUAUUAGACAAGUUUGAUAAGUUUUUGUAUCGGCGAGGCAUUUUGAAUAAAGUGUUAGCUUACCUU